This is a messenger RNA of Acaulospora colombiana, 392 nucleotides long. The record is from the annotation of a GenBank genome assembly. NCBI's taxonomy places the organism in Eukaryota, Fungi, Glomeromycota, Glomeromycetes, Diversisporales, Acaulosporaceae.
AUGAUCGUGAAAAUGGCUUACAACUGCCUAAAAAAUGGAAUCAGUUCAGCGAUCUGAGACGGCUUUUAUGUAGUAGUGGAUUAACCAGUCAAUCUACACUGUUAAAAUGGUAUUUUAAUGCCUACUUGAUUUUCCCUCGCAUAUUCGAAGAGCUUCCUCGUUUGUUCACCUGUCAAGACACCAGCCUAGAAGAUGUAUUGGGAUUAAUACCAGAUAAUUGCGGCUCGUCCGUUUCUAGAAUCAAGUACGGGACAAACGGAAACGGCCUCGGGCGCCCGCUCUACAGAAUCACCACCAAAGACAUUCUGGAACCCAACAGACCUAUGUUUCUGCCUCCAUUUAGAACGAGCGGUACGCCCGGCCCGCCAACCACCUUGGUAAAGUUGGGAGGA